AUGGGUGAACAAGGAGUAGGUCUCAUAAUCAUACAGAAUGGCCCAUAUCUCCAGAUAACAAGCCUUUUUGAGAAAAGCUCUGUAGCUAAAGAUGGAAAGCUAAAACCAGGUGAUGUUCUAAUAAAAAUUGGACAUGCUAGUGUUUUAGGAUGGACUCUGCAAGAGUUUAGGCAACUCCUGCACAAUAUUCUUAUCACAACUACCCUACAAAUCAGAGUUUACAGAGAUUUUGUUGACGUACCUCAACACUGGCAAAGUGCAGUUGAAUUAAUUCCUGAAGCAAAGUUUCCUGUGACGACAGCAGACACAAGUGAAGGUGCUGAGGAUGAAGGUGACACCAAGUCCAGCAGCGAUGAUGAUGCAGACUUGGAAACUUUUCAAUACCAGGCACAGGCCAGGCGCUUAAGAGUAGGCACAGACACUGGUUGUGAUGCUGUACUUCAUAAUGAUGUUGAUGCAUUGUGCAAUUCCAAGUUUGAUGCUAGCGGUGUUAGACCUCCUUCAUACUGGCCUAUGGAAACCAAUGAGACCGGUUCCUCUUCCUUCUGCAUGUGA
Messenger RNA from Pelecanus crispus (Dalmatian pelican), 555 nucleotides. Lineage: Eukaryota; Metazoa; Chordata; Aves; Pelecaniformes; Pelecanidae. The record is from RefSeq and is a predicted model, not a curated record.